This is a messenger RNA of Hemiscyllium ocellatum (epaulette shark), 7089 nucleotides long. It is a transcript of the gene dcbld2, whose product is annotated as discoidin, CUB and LCCL domain containing 2. The transcript has 15 exons. The record is from RefSeq and is a predicted model, not a curated record. NCBI's taxonomy places the organism in Eukaryota, Metazoa, Chordata, Chondrichthyes, Orectolobiformes, Hemiscylliidae. Bases 132 to 2240 code for a protein of 702 amino acids.
AAGUGGUUGACCAGUCAGUGAAUGUGGUUGACAAUUGGCUCUUAAUCGCGGCAGAGAGAGAGAGAGAUAGGGAGCCGGAGUGCGAUCGUUCAACAACUCCGCCACAUUAUGCCUUCCCUUCUCAUCUCGGCAUGGAGGCUGGGACGCUGAGAGGAAAAGCCAUCAGAAAGCUCGGCAUCUUUUUCUACUUACUUACAGCAUUAGGCAGCGCGAUCGGACAGAAAGGUGAUGGUUGUGGACACACAGUUCUUGGCCUAGAGAGUGGAACUUUUGCAUCAAUAAAUUAUCCUCAGACAUACCCUAAUAAUACUGUUUGUGAGUGGGAGAUACGGGUACAGCCCAGCCUGAGGAUUAUAUUUAAAUUUGGCGACUUUGAUAUUGAAGAUUCUACCUCUUGUCACCUGAGUUACCUAAGACUGUAUAAUGGAAUUGGUCCAGGCCGAACUGAAUUUGGUAAAUAUUGUGGACUUGGAAUUCAGUGGGACAAGGUUAUUGAGUCAGAAAGCAAUGAAGCCACUGUUCAGUUCAUGAGUGGAAUUCACGUCUCUGGUCGAGGCUUCCUUGUAUCGUACUCUACAUCAAACAUAUCAGAUUUAAUUACUUGUUUGGACAAAGGGAGCCACUUUACAGAGCCUGAGUUCAGCAAGUACUGUCCUGCAGGGUGCUUGACCCCUUUUGGUGACAUUUCAGGAACCAUCCCUCAUGGCUAUCGUGAUUCGUCCUUGCUGUGUAUGGCUGCUGUUCAUGCUGGUGUCGUGUCAAACUUCCUGGGUGGCCGGAUCAAUGUUGUCAUGAGUAAAGGCAUUCCGUACUAUGAAAGCACUCUUGCAAAUAAUGUCUCCUCAAAACUUGGACCAUUAUCAGCUAGUCUGUUCACGUUCAAGACCAAUGGUUGCUAUGGAACCUUGGGAAUGGAGUCUGGUGUCAUUGGCGACAGCCAAAUUAAUGCAUCCUCUGUACUACAAUGGCAUGACCCUUCGGGACAGUUUCACGUCUGGGGACCAGAAAAGGCUCGCCUGAAAAAGCCUGGUUCACCCUGGGCUGCAUUUCAUACUGAUGAACCACAGUGGCUACAGAUAGACUUGAAGAAAGAGAAAAAAAUAACCGGUAUAAUUACUACAGGUUCCACCCUGGGUGAAUAUUCUUUUUAUGUCUCUGCUUACAGAAUCCUGUCCCGUCACGAGGGGCAGGAUUGGAAGGUAUAUAAAGAAGCCAACAGUGACCUGGACAUGAUAUUCCGAGGAAACUCUAACAACUACCAAGAAGUUCGGAACAACUUUAUCCCACCCAUUGUUGCCCGUUACAUCCAGAUUAAUCCAGUAGAGUGGCACCAGAAGGCAGCACUGAAAGUAGAGUUAUUAGGUUGCCAGUUAUACCAACCUUCAUUGGCUCGAGCUCCAUCUCAGUCUCUGCCUCCACUGCGCAGCACAGGAAAUCCUCCAAAAUUUACCGAAACUACAUUUACACCAGUACUCAAGAAUAAUUCAGUGACUCCUAAGGUAACCAAAGAUGUGGCGUUGGCAGCCGUCCUGGUGCCUGUGUUAGUCAUGGUGCUUACUAGCCUUAUAGUGGUCCUUGUAUGUGGCUGGCAUUGGAGAAACAGAAAGAAGCCUGUAACAGGGCCAUACAGCCUGCCCUACUGGGAUCGAGUAGGCUGGUGGAAAGGAAUGAAGCAGUUUCUACCUGCGAAAAAUGCUGAGCCUGAUGACACCUCUGUGCGCUACAGCAGCAGCGAGAUGAGCCGCCUGAGAGCCCGGAAUGCCAGCACAAUGAUCCAGACAGAACCUGCAGAAUAUGCCCAGCCACUUGUGGCAGGAGUAGCCGGUACCUUACGACAGGGAUCCACUUUUAAACCCGAAGAAGAUCCGGAAGCAGGCUACAGUGAGCCGGAUGGGGAUGGUCACUAUGAUGCUCCUGUGUCAGAGAUUUAUCAUGCGUACGCAGAACCCUUGCCAGUUUCAAGCCCUGAGUAUGCCACUCCGAUCAUAAUGGAAAUUUCCGGUCAUCCAACCGGAACCUUGGCAUCAGCAGCAGCCUCCACCUUUAAAUCAGUGGGGAGCACAGGGCCUUCAGUGGUGGGCAGUCUAAGCACAUUAUCACCCAUAACUGAGGGUGCUUCUUCGGGUCAGGCUGGCUACGAUACACCAAAAGGAGUGGUAGUCCCAAUGCCUACAGAGGAACUUGGAUACCAAGUACCAAUUAGUGUACCACACAUAUCAGCAACAUCAGAUGCGAACUGAACUUCUGAAAGGAGACCACAUACAGAGGACAUUUUUGGUGGGGAGAACAGAAUGCAUUGCUGCAGCGAAAUAACUGAUUGUCCAAAGCAAAUGGAUAGGCAAGCUGGGGCCAUGAUGACUGCUAAGAAAGUGUUGCCUGUUACCCUGGAAUGGAUUGAAGAUGGAUUCUUCUUGAAUGUUGCCAUUCAACUGCAUGUGCCUGGAAUGUAGAGGUUGAUUCAUACUGGUUUAAUGUUUAAUGUCACCUGGUACCAAAGGGUUAGAUAAUGCGCCACAUUAUGACAAAAUGUUAAUACUGGUCAGUUCAUUAGCUUUAGCUCAGCUCAUUUCCUGCCAGAACCUGUUCUACAAUGUGCAGAAGAGACGCACCUCUCUCAUUUUAACACUGCUGUUUUUCUUAACAGAACUGAGAGCCUGUUUUGGUGGCUUUUGAUGCAAGCCCUGAAAUUCCUCGGGGAUUUUGUCAACCUCCUGCCCUGACCCAUAGAGUAACAGUGCAAACAGCUGGCAACAGCAAUUUACUGAAAAAAAAUGGAUGCUAGCGAUCAUAGUGGGUCAUGCAGCAUCCAUGGAGAAAGAGCAAGCUAACACUUGGAGUCGAGAUCACCCUUCUUCAGAACCACCUAGACUCAAAAUAUUAGCCUGACCCACUGUGAUCGCCAGCAUAUUUUGUUUUCAGUACAGAUUCCAGCCCCUGCAGUAAUUUUGCUCCGACACUGUGUUUGUUUAUUCAACGGCAAUUUAUGAUAUCUCUUCCGGAUAGUCAGCGACUGUCAGUUUUCUCUAAAAAUGCUGCAGCAAAUUAAAAUGAAUCUUCGUAUCACACAUUUGAUGGUAUUGGGGUUUAACUUUCCAAUGAAACACAGAGCAGCCAUAAUAGUUGUCUAACUGCUUCCUCAGACACUUGCUCAGUUAAUGCAGAAUUUUGCUUCCAAGGACUUUAAUGCAGGAUGUGCACUAUAGCUGUCUAGAUAUCCACUGAUUUAUUUUCUAAUGCCUUCAUCCUCCUGAAUGAGCUGGGAACAAUAAGGGAACAGCUUUAAGUGUUUCUUAUACACAGUUAUGUCUCUGCCAUUGGAAGCCUGGUUUUAAUGCUAUUUUGGCUGUCAUUACCAUAAUUUGAGAGAGGGGUGAUUCGGCCACCAACGUAGGUAGGUUCUGAAUGAAACGUUUUGCUCGGAUAAAUGGAAAUCCUUGUCUAAGUGAUCAAGCUUACAUAGUUAUUAAGUUUUAUACAAGACAAAAAACAAAACUUGCUGCAUAAGGCGGCACGGUGGCACAGUGGUUAGCACUGUUGCCUUGCAGCAUCAGAGACCCGGGUUCAGUUCCCGCCUGAGGCGACUGACUGUGUGGAGUUUGCACGUUCUCCCCGUGUCUGUUUGGGUUUCCUCCGGGUGCUCCAGUUUCCUCCCACAGCCCAAAAAAUGUGCAGGUUAGGUGAAUUGGCCAAAGCUAAAUUGCCCGUAGUGUUAGGUUAAGAGGUAAAUGUAGGGGAAUGGGUCUGGGUGGGUUGCACUUCGGCAGGUUGGUGUGGACUUGUUGGGCCGAAGGGCCUGUUUCCACACUGUAACUAAUCUAAUCUAAUCUAAUAAUAGUUGAGGGUAACUUGUCUAACCAAUACAAAACCCAUUUGCGGUUGCAGGGACUCCUUAGCCAACACUGCAUUGUUGCUAAGCGACUAGGACAUCCUGCCAGGCUGACCACCAAUAUUGACCAGAAUUAUCCACCAUCUCUGCACUGAAUCGAAGUUAGGUAAAUUUUCAGCCAUUCAGCACCUGGCACAGAGCUUUGCUGAUCACAAGCACAGACAGAGGGUCAGCAUUUCCAAGUUGCACUCCUAUCAAGUCAAACUCAAUCUCAAGAGCAGAGUUAAGAAAAGAAACUUUUCCUAUUAAUCAUUUUAUUUAUUUUUGUCUGCAUCUCAGCACCUAUUCCUUCCACCUGCCUGCCAAUAAGAAUCCCCUUUUAUACUGACAGUAAAUGAUGCUGUGAAUCGAUUCGCUAUGCCAGCUUCUGAUGGUAAUUCGAUCUCGUAAGAAAUACAUCCAAAUCCGAAAAGAUACUGAACCAACCUGCAUGUUUAUUCAUAUUGAAUUUUAUAUAAAACAUUUGUCUACAUUCAGUGAGGAAGGAAUCUGAAAAAAGACGUUUAUUUUGUACUCUUGCCAUUUGCAAUUCCAAUUUUAUUAUAAAAUUGACUGUAAUGGGUCUCCAUUUAAUAUUUCUGUCCCUUUGUUGUUGUUUGAGCAAAGCUGUCAUGCAUCACAUUACACCUUAAAUAAGAUUGCUUAUUUUCAGCCCAGCGUGGUGUUUGUCAUUAAAACCCCUGGUAUGAGUCAUUCUCUACAAGAAUGUAUUUUUUUUUGGUUGUCUUACCUCAGCAUGUACUGUAGUCAAUUUAUUGUUUGUAUAUUUUGGUAGAAUUUAGAUCAUAUGCAUAGAGCGGAAGAAAUUUUUUUUGAUGAUCUGCUGAUUUGCGAUUGAAACGUUUAUACAUAGGUUAUCAGGUGAAAGUAACUGAUGGGUGAGAAACAAAUGGCACCCUCAAGUCUCAAUGGUGGCAUCUACCUGGUUGAAACCAAGCUGGUUCUCACAUUACUGUGGUUCUAACAGUUCAGAGUGGGAAAGUCAUCCCACAGUCCUAAACUUGUGUUAAGCUGGAUUGUUGCACAUUUCAUGAUGCUAUUGGGUUAAAGCCAUUUAUUUUGAAAUGGAAAAAAAAAUCAAGGUUUAUUUUGAAUGUCCUCAAUAUCUGAGUUUCAUUUAAAUUUAACCUUUUUAAGAUUUCAUUAAACUUAAUAUAUUAUUAUAUAUAUUCUUUGCCCAUAAGAGAGUCUGUAAAUGCAGCGGGUUAGGCUUUUACAACAAACUUAGGAACUGCAGUUCUGGUGAACGAUCAUUGGACUGAAAUGUUAACUCUGCUUCUCCCUCCGUCUGAUUGCUGUGUGCCUCCAGUUUUUAACCCAGUUUUAUACCACUGAGUAAUAAUAAACUUUAGGGGACACCCACUUGCUGUUAGCAAGGUGCAUUAUUUGCUCCUUAAUUAUUUCAUCCUAAAAUUUAACAUUUUUUACCAACUUAGAGGGUAUUGAUCAACAAAUGCAACGUUGCUCAGAAUAGCAGUUUGAGAAGGGGCACUGAACUCCUUGGAGUUGGAUUUUAUAUUGGAUUGUUUUGUUAUUCUGGAACAAAGGCAAACAGAGUGAAUGGCUUUUUUAGCCUAACUCUCUCAAUCACUUCAAAUUAAGUAGAUGAAAUGAGGUCACCCAAAAAUUGCUCUCACUCAGUAAGGAGACCUGAUUCUCUUCUCUUUAACUCUUUAUUUUAGUCAAGUGCACAUAAUCUAAACCAACUAUUCCCUCUUUAAUCUUUAAUAUGUAAUUAUGGGGAGAAUGCAGCUGUAAUCUUUGUGCAUUCAGACUCUGUAGUUCCACCAGCUGAAGCAUGAUGUUUCUCAGAAUUCAUAGCCUGAGAUUUGAAGGAUGUACGUCUUAAAAUUUCAAAUGAAUUUUAGUUUGCAAAAUGCUGUAUUGUAAAAGAAAACCUGGUUUAAUGUGAGCAUAACUGGAAUGGCCCUGAGGUUAGAGUUGAUGCUAUUUCAAAAUCAAGUGCUGGUGGGAAUCAAGGCUUCAAUUCAGAAGUAUAUUUGAGAAUGACAAAUAUGUUGAAGCCUUUAUCAUUUCAGUAUUGCUUCUGCAGUGAGGCACAGAAGUUGGGGGGGAAAUGGAAAUUCCUUAAAAAUGAAAACUGGACAUAAUUUUAAAUUUCCAGACGCCCCACUCACAGAGAUAAACACAGACAGUCCAAUCCAAAACCACGUGUGACAACCAUAAUUGAAACAGUUGUUUGGUCUAGCUCAGCCCCAUUCAAGGACUGAGUUUAAAAACAAGAUGGAAAGAAGCAAAUCUGAAACAACACUGGUGGCUCACAGCUUGCUGGGAUACUUUACCCAUUGAGACUGAGGAUAUAGCAAAAUAAAACGAUAUAUGGGCAGUCUAUGUUGUUAGCAAGGUACCUUUUUCUGAUGAAUUAAGAGUUCCUAAAUUGUCACAGAAGGUUAGAACUACUGUCAUUUCAAGAGAAGCUUCUUUAUUCUAAUAAGUUUAAUGUAUUUUGCUGUAAGGAAUAAUAUGUCUCUCAAAAUGAUUUAUUUCUGUGAAAUAAUAGUUUGAAUUAGUAUUUCCUCCACCGUAUUACAUUGCAAGGUGCAUUUGUUUUCAUUAGCAUGUUUGCCAGCACAACAAAAUGAUAUCUUGUUUUUAAAAAUGUACUUGUUGAAUUGUAUCAUGGGAAAAGGAGAGUCAGCUAGCAGCAAUUUCUUAAAAAUAGCUUUGGUGCUUCUCAUUCCCUUACUUCAAAAUGUAACCUUGCUUUUUCAUCAUCAGCAUAUCUCAUCCCAUCUCAACUUCACCAUUACUUAGAAGUCAGCUUUGUGUGCUGAUUUUAAUUCAGUCAUUUAAAGAGUGACAACAAACCCAAAAAAAGGCUGAAGCUGACUUUAAUCAGUCUGUGUUUGCCACACAAAAUUUGAAGCAAACUAGAAUUUUACUUUGAACUCAAAAUAGUCCUAAACCUGAUCACAAAGUGGUUCAGUGCUAAAGGUCAAUGAUUUUACCACCAAAGCUUGUUAUGUGUGAACUGGUGACAUGAAUCCCAUGUAAAGUCACCUAUCACCCUUUGUCAAGACCAUUUCUUAAAAUGCACCUCAAUUUAUUUUUGUGGUAAUCAGUUUUUAUGCUGGAACUGCAGACCCUGCUCCUAAAUAGAUUUCACAGUUGCAGCCCUGUCAUCACAUCAGUGUACUUAAUAAAUGAUCUUUCUUCGUUUACUUGUUACAGUGCAAAAUUUG